AACCCACUUUAGUAUUUUUCUAUGUGGUUUUAGAAGUUUUAUUUUUCAUAAUGACUUUAUACUAACUCUCUUUGCUUCGGUCACUAUAGACCACAUUAAACUGGCACUUGCCAGUAAAUUUCCCUCAAUGUAUUAUAUUUAAAGGAAGAGUGAUCUGUUUUUUUGUCUUUUCUACUCCUAAUUUGGAAGUGGAUGAAUUGUACAUCUCAACGUUAUUGUUUCCAGAGUUAUUCAAGAGAGAAAGCUAGAAAAAGGUACAAGAGGAACACAAGGGAGAGAGGAACAAAAAGAGCGGGAUCAAGAAACAACUCACAAACAAAUCCCCACUGUCACUCCCUCUUAUCACGGCACUUUCUGGCAGUCAGCAGUCCAGCCUCGCUGCUGUUGCUGCCUCUGUACUGUCCAGCAUACACAGUGCUCCUGCGAUCACCUGACAGUCUCAUGUUGUUGUGUGAAUUUAGUUCAACGCUAUUCUUAGACUGCUUUGGCUGAGAGAGGAGAAGAAAGAGGAAUAGAGGGAGAGAGAGGGAGAGGGCAGGGGAAAGACUGGCAGACUCGCCACGAUGCCCAGCUGGCCAGUCCCCCAGCUGGAGCCCGGUCAGAUCAGGCUAAUAGUGUACCAGGACUGUGAGAGGCGGGGCAGAAAUGUCCUUUUCGACUCCAAUGUCAAGAAGAGGGGCACGGAGGAAACACCUAUAUCUAGCACUGAGGCCCAGGUGAAGAUGUUUGGGAAAUGCUGCCAGCUUCGGCCUACUGGAGGUAGCAGCAGUUCCCUGGACAGCUCCUCUUCCUGUGCUUCUGAAACAAAGGAAACCAAGGAGCAGGGACUGCGUUUCCAGGGCUCAAGGUGUUCCUCCGAUGUGGUAAUGCUGGGAGAAAUGAUGUUCGGCUCUGUGGCGAUGAGCUAUAAAGGUUCCACACUAAAAAUCCACCAGAUCAGGUCGCCACCUCAGCUGAUGCUGAGUAAGGUCUUCACCGCCAGGACAGGAGGGAGUGUCUACGGCAGUCUCAACACGUUACAGGACAGUCUUGAGUUCAUUGGACAGGACAGCAACACACUGAGGCCAGAUCAAAACACCGGGGCCAGCAGUCUUCUUGGAAACAUAGGAUUUUCUCAGCUCUGCAGCCCUCGACGGGCCUUCUCUGAACAGGGCCCUCUGCGCCUCAUCAAGAGCGCAUCUUUCUUUUCAGGCCACAGCCACCCGAUGGACAUGCCUGGCCGAGGGCUUUACGAUGAGAGGGACAGCGGCAUUGCCAGGUCAGCUUCUUUGAGCAGCCUGUUGAUCACUCCCUUCCCAUCUCCUGGCUCCUCACUGAACAGCAGCUGUGCAUCCAGCUACCAGCGUCGAUGGCUUCGCAGCCAAACCACCAGCCUGGAAAAUGGUGUCUUCCCACGAUGGUCAGUUGAGGAGAGCUUCAACAUGUCUGAUGAAAGUGGUGGACAAAGUCUCGGCGUGGCUAGAAAGAAGAAGAUCGCCAUCGGGGUCAUUUUUAUGCUGUCACCAAACCCUGAGGAGAACAGCCGCUUUCAGGAUUUCUUUUUCUCCCACUUCCCUCUUUUUGAAAGUCACAUGAACAAACUGAAGAGUGCCAUUGAACAAGCCAUGAAGAUGAGUCGACGGUCAGCUGAUGCCAGUCAGAGGGCCUUGGCUUACAGCCGCAUGGUGGAUGGACUCAAUGAGUUCAGGAUGACCAUCUGCGACCUCUACACCAUGCCCCGCGUGGCUGAGCCUGUCUGGUUGACCAUGAUGUCUGGAGCGUCGGAGAAGAACCAGCUCUGCGGUCAAUUCAUGAGGGAGCUUUCUCUGCUGAUGGAGCAGGCCUCCAAGAACCAAUUUCUCCCUGCCUUACUGACAGCCAUCCUGACCAAUCACCUGGCAUGGGUGCCCACUGUUAUGCCCAAUGGGCAGCCUCCAAUCAAGAUCUUCCUUGAGAAACACUCCUCUAAAAGCGUCGACAUGCUGGCAAAGACGCACCCCUAUAACCCACUCUGGGCACAGCUAGGUGACCUGUACGGGUCUAUUGGGUCCCCAGUACGGUUGUCCAGGACUGUGGUGGUCGGUCGCAGACAGGAGUUGGUCCAGAGACUCCUCUACGUCCUUACAUACUUCAUCCGCUGCUCUGAGCUGCUAGAGACCCACAUGCUGGACAGUGCUGAGGACGAGGCUAUUGUCAUGCCCGGCUCUCUCAUCACCACGUCCUUGAGGAAAGGAGAGGUGGAGGAGUCAGACUAUGUCCUGGUUACCGUCCAUAAACCCAGUGGGGACUACUUGUCUGAAGGGGCCAGUAGCCAGCAGACAGAAGCCGGGGACAGCAGCUACCCUUCAGACAACAGCCUCCAGAGCAGUACAUACACGGACACAGAGAUGGAGCACUGCUCCGGGGACACACCCAAGGAGGAAGAUGAAGAUGAGGAGGACGAUGAGGAGGACAGCAGUGAGAGUCAAGGUUCCAGAAGUAGUGUGCUUCAGUCUGGACACAGCCAGGGUGAGAACCCUGAUAUCAGAACUACAGAAGCAGCUGAAUCCAGGGAGCUCUGCAGAGAGUCAAGCAGUCCGCUGGCCUCUGAAGCCCGACUGGAGACAGUGUUGCGUGUUGGUUCGGCUUCCCCUAGGGAACCGGUCUCUGUGCUGGAUACAGAGACCAAGAGUGACCUGAAGCUUAUUGUCCCAGCUAUGCCCACUACUCUUUCAUCAAGUCCAUCUGCAAAUCCUGUCACAUUAGAGGGUGUAAACUUUGGGUCUGAGGCUGGGAUGGAUGCAGGCAACCAGCAUCAGGCUCCUCGUCCUUUGGGGACCCCUUUAGAGAAGAAGCCCCCAGACAAGAGCCCAGCCGCUCCAGUGCCAGUACCACUCACUGGGCCUAUGGCUUUAACUCUAACAGAGGAGGAAGAGCCAGCAACUAAAGUCACCUUUCUUAUAGGAGACUCCAUGUCUCCUGAGUCAGACACAGAGAGCCGCAGAAGAAAGGUGGAGGAAGAAAUCAAGAAGCACAAGAAACACCUCAAGGACAAACAUCCGCUCCACCAGCAGCUGCUUCUACAUCAGCAACAGCAGCACCUUUAUAAGCAACAGCUGCAAAGUGGGGUGGAUUCAAAGACUAGUAACAGCAGUGCAUCAGAGGACCAAAGCAAACAGACCAAGGCGGCUCCACCUUUGCAGCGGGUGUCCAGUAAGAUGCCUCAGUGGAGCCCCAACUGUAUGGAUGAUUUUGAUGAGUAUUUCAGUCUGGAGAACCCUGUGGAGACAAGGACUAUAGACGAUAUGGCCAAAAAUCAGGAGGCCAGCACCACAGACAGUCUACGCAAAGACUUGCUGGACCCCUCGGGAGUCCCACGGUCCCAUGACUUAGAGGGUCAUAGUUUUCAGGGGCCAGUCCGGGUUCAUGGUGUAGGUCUCUGUUUGAGUACAGGUAGUGGAAUGGGUGGGUCCAGCAGGAGGGGGGACACAUUGUUGGAUGUCCAGAGAAGGUGCAGAUGUGGGUCUACAGACUCCUCUGACACCUGCUGCUGCAGGGGCUGUUCUGCUGAGCAGGAUAAGGGUCUUCUGUUGUCCGUUCCUGUCCCCCAGGAUGGAAGCAGCAGCAGCAGCAGCAAAGAGGACCAAAAGAGGAAAGCGGUGCCUCUCAAUGACUGGGAGAUCCCACGCAAUGAGAGCUCAGACAGCGCACUGGGGGACAGCGAGAGUGAGGAGACAGAGGACUGGCAGGAGGAAGUGCUGGUGCCCUUCCCUGGGUCAAAGUUGGUGGAGAACUACUCUAAGCCAAGCAUUGCCAAUUUUGGUCGCUCUCUGUUUGGAGGCUACUGUCCCAACUAUGUGCCAGACUUUGUACUGCAUGGGGUGCUAAAUGACGAGAAGCUACGGCAGAGUCUCAUGGCUGAAUUAACCCAUGCUGUUCAGCAUCCAGUAUUGGAUGAGCCCAUUGCAGAGGCUGUCUGCAUUAUAGCAGACACAGACAAGUGGACGGUGCAGGUGGCCAGCAGUCAGAGACGAGCCACAGACGUCAACAAGCUGGGGAAGGAGGUCCUGGUGUCCAGCCUGGUUUCCAGCUUGUUACAGUCCACCCACCAGCUCUACAAACUCAACCUCUCACCCAACUUUUGUAUAAUGCACCUUGAGGACCGUCUGCAGGAAAUUUACUUUAAGAGUAAGAUGCUUGCUGAGUAUUUAAAGGGCCAGACAAGAGUCCAUGUAAAAGAACUGGGAAUGGUCUUAGGGAUCGAGUCCAGUGACCUUCCCCUGUUAGCCGCAGUGGCCAGCACUCACUCCCCCUAUGUGGCCCAGAUCCUGCUAUGAGACCGUAAAGCCACCGAGGAACCUGAGCAGCAAGUCAGACCUGGGAGGUGACACUCUGUCCCCAAACAACGGCACUACCUGUCUGAUUGGAGACCCUGCAGCAUGGUUUCCUAACCCACUUUCCUGGGCUAAAAAGGAUCUCUGCUCUGACCUGCACACGGACCACAGCUGGCACGAUCCCUCUCUUCUGCUGCUGCUGACUGGGGUGUAAUGCUGCUGUUGCACCACUAGAGGGAACUAGAGACUACAGUCCCACAGAUGGAGUGCCGCUCUGUGAAGCAUCCAUGAAACGACCUUCUCCUGUUGUUUGAAUGUUUCUUUUUCAACAGGAAGCUUUUAUUUUUGGACAGAAAAGAAAGCCAAAGACUUUUUUUCAAAUUUUCCAGUUAAGAAUGAAAUUAUCUACAGAAUAAUAACAGUGGAUUUUUUUCUUCUUUUUUUCUGCACAAUCUUAAACCCAGUUGUACGAAGAAAACUGAUGGACAUUUUUAAGCAUUUCUAUUAGGUAAAUAUCAUUAAUAUCAUUAUCAAUCUCAUCCCAUCUAUAUUAUUUCAUUUAUCUUUAUGUUUUGUUUACAAGCUAGAGUUUCACUUAAAUAUCUCAGUAACUUUGAUUUAUUGGUCCGAUUAUAACACACACCUGAUUGAGAAGCUUGUUUUCUUUUCACACAGGAGUAUAAACACUGAGUGAUUUUGGUUCUACAAGCUUGUUUUAAAAUGGCUAAAAGUGCUUUUGACAUUCUUAUCAUAGGCACAGCACUACCUCAGAUCUUCAUAUGGGCAGUAGAUGACACACAUUUACAGUGGCUCCAUAUAGAACCCUGAGGUAAACUUUUUAAACUCUUUUAAUCAGAAGAAAACAACAACUGUGUGCAGACUCUAUGCUGUGUUCUUAGAAAAAGGGAUGGCUGUUUGAUUCCUUCUUAUGAUCAUUUCACAUAAAAAAAGACAGAAAAAACUUUUUUGCAUCAGAUUGUGACUACAGGGGGAGAGAGGGUCCCUUUCUACUGUGGAAAAAACACGUGCAUCAUCUAUUUUAAAACCAGAAUGCUGAAGUAUUUUCUUACUUUUAUAGCUUCCCCACCUUUUACAAUGUUUACGGCUUCCAUGUUUGCUGCAGAGAGGGAACACAGUAGACCUUGUUGUGGGUAAAUAUGUCAUCUAUCAGUUAACACUAUUUUCAAACAUCUUUCUAUGACGUUUAAGUACAGAAAACACAAAAUUGAAAACAUAAUUGCACACCUUUUCUUUUUGAUUUCCAAACAACAGAUAACUGAUUUUUAGUUUUGACAUGUAGCCAGGGUGCGAUUUGCUGAGGGUGGACAUCAGUGUGGUUGCUUUCACAGGUUCUGUUUUUUUUUUUUUUUUUUUAAUUUUCUCUUCACUUAUAGUUCAGUUUACGGCAGGGCAACUGGGACAUUAUUUAAAAGUUUUUUUGUUUUUUUUUUACGGCAUUGGAAGAUAAUCUGUAUCAUGUUUGCUUUAUUGCAGGUACAGUAGGAUCAGUUAAAAUUUCAGGAAAAUAUCUGCAAUUUUUAUGAUGAAUACCUUAAAAUCUAGUGUAUGAGAUGCACUUUAAAAACACCUGUUUUUCUGUCUAAAAAGGGAGCUGCACCCUAUAUGCUGAUGCAGCCAAUAUCCCAGGAUAAAAUGCUGUACCAUCAUAACCACAAGUACGGCUAUCACCACGUCACAUGACCUGACACUGUUGAAAAAAGGCCUUCAUUAUUUUGUAUUAAAAGCAGCAAAACAGCUGCUUAAAACCUGCUGUGAUACAAAGCAACGUGUACCAGACUGACCGUGCCACUUUACAACAGCUUUUCUCCCUCAUUAGGUCAUAAUCUAGCAUUUAAAGAAAAAGAAUGUAUACUGUUAAGUAGAUAAAUCUUGUGGAGUUCUGGUUUGAUUGAAAAGACUCCUCAAUUUAAGAUAACAAGAGACUAAAAGAGAUUGGCAACACAACUUGGGGGCUGUAGGUCCGUAAUUCACAACUUUAAUAUCAACAUUACGGUAGGCUGAGCACUCGGAUACCGUACUGAUAACUAGCAUGAGCGCAAACUCCACUUAGUGAAAACACACGGUACUAAAAUAGCUGCACAGAAACUACACAUUGUGGACUUUGCUUUAAAGAUUGUAAUAUCUCAGUCUUCUCAGUGUUUGCAGUAAAGCUUUUAGAUUGGACUGAGGUACAGCCUGCUGUGUAUGAAUGCGGACAAUAGCUCAUAUUCCUAGAAUAAGAAUACCAAACUUGAGAAUAAUGUUUCUUUGCAAAAACUCAAAUCGCACCCUGUAUAUGACCCAAGUCUUAAUAGAAAUGUGGCAUGAAGGCAUCACAUGUUUCUGGCGGGCUCAUUUUUGCUGGUAAAAUUGAAAUCUUUAUUCAUGCCUGUAACCGACCAUAUGAAGAUGCUCCGCUGUAUCAGCCUACAUUUGUACAACCCAGCCAUUAUGUUUAAAAGGUAUGAAUUUCUAUCUGCUUUUUCCCUCUUUGUAUAUACAUAAAUUAUUUAGUUGCCCAUGGUAUGUGUCACGGUUCUUGUUAAACUGUACAUACUCAAGUUUAUUUACAUGUAUUUGUACAGAAUGUCUUUUAAGAAUUGUCUCCUCAAAUUAUUUUUCCCAAUUUUAUGGGAAUGUUGUGCAAUAAAGAUGCAGAGGUAAACAUUU
Cheilinus undulatus (humphead wrasse) is the source of this 6962-nucleotide messenger RNA. RefSeq names its product folliculin interacting protein 1 (gene fnip1). Lineage: Eukaryota; Metazoa; Chordata; Actinopteri; Labriformes; Labridae. The record is from RefSeq and is a predicted model, not a curated record. Gene Ontology annotation, molecular function: ATPase inhibitor activity; protein-folding chaperone binding. The coding region runs from base 564 to 4295 and encodes 1243 amino acids. Gene Ontology annotation, cellular component: cytoplasm. The transcript has 18 exons.